AAUUCGGCGAAUGAUGCAUCAAUUUGUUUACAAUAUUCUUUGCCUAGCAUUAACUUUAUAUGCGUUAGUUUUCUCCAUUGCCCAUUCCAAUUUUUAUGCUUAUGUUAAGAUAUAUGUAACCUUUAGUUAUAAUUCACAGGCUUGAGACUGCACUUUUCCUGUUGGCCUGGAAGUGCAUAAAUAUUCGUUAUUUCUAUUUUAAGUCUCUGAAAAAUAGAUACAUGACUUUUUGAGGAAAACUAGGUAUAAAGCAGCGUAUGUUUUUCUUCUUGGUGCCUAUUGUAACAAGUCAUCCCAAGCAACAUUCGUCGAAAAUAAGAAGUCAUCCAAGCAACAUUCCUCGAAUGAAAGGAAGUAAGCACAUCAUCUAAUUGGCUACAUCUAACUGCUGGCAAAACCCGCAUGGCAGGCUAACUGGUUUUGGAGAUCACUUUGACUACUAUAGAAUUAGGAUGGUCGAUCGUUUCUGCCAAGACUCACUCUGACGUCAGGUCUAAUGUUUUCGGGUCUUCAAUCUGGGCAUGAUAACUAUUAUGUUUGAGAAAUCAAUAUGCUAGGGAUUAUGCACGGUGGUGGUGGUAAGGUAUAUUCAGUAGCUCCUUCGUUGCUGCAAAUAUUGGAGGGUUUUCAAAUGAGAUAUGCUAUCACAAGUUGGAAUGGUAAUUUUUAAAAGUGUAGCAUGGUGACCAUUUCUCUGACCAUCUGCCUAUAGAUUUUAUUAACUCCUCCGACUAUUCGGUUUUAAUCAGCGCAUGAACACAGGACAAACGAACUAGCAGUGGUUCCAAUUAAAGUCAAUUAAAUGGGAGCGGAGUGAGUAUUAUAGAUCUUGCAAAUGAAGUAUUCUCUGUAGAGCUACUUGAGUAUUCUGAAAAUAUUGUAGCCCUUGCCAUUUUUUCAUAGAUGUUCACGACAUAUCUGACUAAAUGGAUUCUUGUUGUGAUUGAAGCUGGGAUUCAUCCUGUAUGUACCUGCCAUCGCUUCGUCUGCUCCUCUCAUCUUGUGAUGCUACACAGUUGUUCCGAUCUCUGUCACCAAAUUGUCCUCCUGCAGGUACACCAGAAGGAGAUCAAGGCCGAGAAAGGAUCUCCGCUGAUGUCACCACCGACAAUGAAGGAGGAGAUGUAGAGCGCAAUUGGAGCUUCGCCUGGCGUUCCACCGUUUUAGAGCUCCAUUGCGAAACGACCAGUGCACAACCGAGCGCAAAAGUCAAUAAAAGGAAGGCCGGAAGGAAUCCGAAGGGAGUAGGUCAGGAACAGAAUGUCAUGCUCGGCAACACCAUUGGAGACACAUGGAGUGUUCGACUGGUGAAAUGGAGGAACCACAUCUUCAUUGAGCACGGAUGGGAUGCAUUCGCGGAGGCCAACAACAUUGCGGAAGACCUUGAUAUGUUUCAGGACGACAGGGAAGAGAAUGGGAGGAUGCCUUUGGCGAUCAGGUGGAGCUUUCUUGGUGACUCACCAGAAUGA
Molecule: messenger RNA, 1469 nt
Organism: Lolium rigidum
Lineage: Eukaryota; Viridiplantae; Streptophyta; Magnoliopsida; Poales; Poaceae
Exons: 4
Coding region: 966-1469 (167 amino acids)
Source: RefSeq, a predicted model, not a curated record